UGUCAAUGGAUUUGUAAACAAUAUGGGAUAUCCCAGGAUAUCCAAGAAUGUAUGGUCAUGGCUGAAAGGCAAUGGGACUCAAUCCCUUCAGCAUGGAACAUCAAAAAUCUAUUGGAAUCAGUCCAGAAAACCUCUCAGCUUGUUCCAGAGAAGACCGCUCAUAUGCUCGACUUACUGGAAAGGAAGAUCUUAAGCAGCAAGAAAAUAAAUGUUGCCUUGAGCCAGAAUAUAAGUGACACAAUCGUCAACUACUUAUUAAAAGUGAAUCUAAAUAAGGAGCAGGAGGAAAGCACUGCUGCUGUCCUACUAGCUUUAGAAGCCCACAGCCCCAAAGUGGUUAUCAAUAAUUUUUGGGACCGAAUGAAGGAGCAAAGCGUGCCCCCGCCAAAUCUUCUUCGGACAAUGGGGAAGCUCAUCCUUUAUGAAGGUAUGGUACCCUACAUUGGUGCUACAUGGAGCUAUAUCCUGCCCCUCCUGAGAAAGGCCCAGACUGAAGAAGAAAGACUGGGAUUAUGUAAUGGUGGCUGAAGAAACCUUGAACACAUUGGGAGACCUCUUCUUUCUCUUAAAACCAACAAAGCUGAACUGUCAAUUAUGCUGGUUAAUCAGUCAUGUUCUGAUGAUGAGCAAAGCAGAUGUGAAGCCCUUCUACAUUAUUCAGUGUCUUUCCCGGCUCCUGGAAGCUGUUGCUGCCGGUGAGUGUGGGAGUGUGAAUCUAGCAUCGAAACUGGACGACCUCGUAGUGCUAUUGUCUUCACAGAUGAUUUGGAAAGUUAUCAAUUCAGAUUCACAUACACUUCAGAAUCACAAUAUGGCCUUGAAGUCCUUCCAUAUUAUGACACGGCUAUGCCACCAAGAGAUGGUCAAAUUGUUCCUGAAGAGCAUGAACUGCAGGGACAUAACCGAGGUGAUAGUAACACUCCACAUCUUCAGAGACGUAUUCCAGGAAGUGCCCCAGACCAUGGAACUAAAGGCUGAAGUGAUGGAGACCAUUAUAAAUUUAAUUAAGGAGAACUCCAAAUCAGUACGCUUGCCUCUACUACAAUUUAUUGAAAAACUAGGUGCCUAUAACUACUUCACCUUGCAACAAGGAGAUGUGGUCAUUAACCAUCUCAUCAAACUCAGUGAGAUUGGAUCCAUAAGUGAUGAGGAAACCCAGGAAUUGUCAGUCAGUAUCCUACAUCUGGUGGCCCUGCUCAAAUUGAUAAAUGUGUUGUGUCAGCCUAUGAGCCCCAUGGCAUUUGUGCCCCUCUGCAAGACUGCCACUGAUGUCGCAUUGAAGGUUCAGGACUUGGGUCAUACCCCCUACCUUGGCAGCCAUCAUUUUAACCCUACUGAAUACCCCUCCCCACAGGUGGUCUUUGUCACUCUGCUAUUUUCAAUUCAUACGUCACUGACCAUUGAUGAUGACGACUGGCUGAAUGAUCUUAUCAAAGCGAUGUUGAAGAAGAUCCAAAGCCUCAAGUGGUCACAACAGGGGAAGGAGAAGUCCUUCUUAUACAGACUCAUUGGCUAUACCCUGAGGGGCUCUGAAGACCAUAGCUUCGUGUCUUUGAUGUUGGCUGAUAUACUAAAUGGUGCUCAAGAGGAAGAGCUGGAAAGAGAUCUGAGGCCCCAGGCUCCAGGAAGGAGGCACAUGUUAGAAAAAGUUAGAGUAUUAGAGCAUAGAAUUUUUGAGCAAGGGCUUCAGACUCUCCAGUCAGGAGUCUUCUUUCAAAAAAAAAUACUUAUUGGUAUCUUUUAUUUUUACAAUCAGCUUCAUUUCCAAGUAUAUUCCUCCCCCUCCUCUAUCCUUUCCGGUGAACCAUGCCUUGUACAAAGAAUAAAUAAGAAACAUAAAGCAGUUCAGCAAAACUAACCAGGACAUCAGCUGAGUCUGGCAAAGGUCCACAUCCACGGUCCUCCAGCUCUGCGAAGAAGGGCGGGUGGUGACCCUUCUCUCCUCUUUGUGGCUAAGCUUGAUCAUUAUGCUUGCGCAACCUCCCGUUCCUUUUUGGUGGUGAUGUUCUUCCCAUCCACGUUGGUCAUGGAUGUUGGCCUCUUGGUUCCGCUGACUUGCCUUUGUGUCAGUUCAUACGUGUCUCCCCACGCUUCUCUGAAUACUUAAUAUUUCUCAUUUCCAAAGGCCCAGUCCUGUUCUGUUGUAUUUACAUAUCACAUUUGGUUUAACCAUUUCCCAAUCAAUGCAGCCAGUGGUUUUCAACAUCUCUGCAGCAGGUGAAGUGUGGGGACUUCACUUUGUAUCAGGUGAGAUCUGGCUAAUCUGAUAACCUAAUCUGCAUUAAUACAUCAAUGCCUACUAAUGGAUAUUGACCAUUGAUCCAAUUGCUGAGGGUUAUAAAGUGGGUAUGGACUACAUAGCACUGGACUUGGAGCCCGGAAGACCUGUGUUCAAAUUCUCCCAC
Messenger RNA from Phascolarctos cinereus (koala), 2405 nucleotides. The record is from RefSeq and is a predicted model, not a curated record. NCBI's taxonomy places the organism in Eukaryota, Metazoa, Chordata, Mammalia, Diprotodontia, Phascolarctidae.